AGUCAUGGCGUCGUACAGUAAGCUGACAGAUCUGUUUUCCAUUCAGAGCCAACUAGACUGCGCUUUAGAGGACGCGACGACUCAAGAAGAGAAGGAGAAUCUCGUACAUCAGUAUUUGAACAAAAUAGACGAGAACGAGGAUUUAAAUAUCCCGGAUUUUGAAGAGGGACUGGAAUGGCUGAAUACAGAUGGGCCCCUGUCGCUCAGGAAGGAGCUGUCUGGCAAAGUGGUGGUGCUUGACUUCUUCACCUACUGCUGUAUAAACUGCAUGCACCUACUUCCUGAUCUACACCAGUUGGAGCAGAGUUACACCAUAGAAGACGGUCUGGUCGUCGUAGGUGUGCAUUCAGCUAAAUUCCCCAAUGAGAAAGUCCUACAGAAUGUGUGCAGUGCCGUUCUGAGAUAUAAUAUCACCCAUCCUGUAGUGAAUGAUGGUGAUGCUCAUCUGUGGCAGGAACUUGAAGUGUCCUGCUGGCCCACGCUGGUGCUGCUGGGACCCCGGGGGAACUUGCUUUUCUCCCUGGUGGGUGAAGGCCAUCGGGAGCAGCUUUUCCUCUUCACUAAAGCUGCCCUCAAACAUUACAAGGAAAAAAGGCUGCUGAAGGACCAUAGUUUGAGAAUGAAACCAUAUAGAGACUCCCUACCCCCCUCCAUCCUCUUCUUCCCUGGGAAAAUAUCCAUGGACCCCAGCAGCAAGAGAUUGGCUAUUUCCGACACAGGACACCACAGGAUACUGGUGGUCUCCAAUACUGGGCAGGUUCUGCACUCUGUAGGGGGUCACUCAAGUGGAAGACGAGAUGGAAAUCUGUCUGAGGCACAGUUCUGCUCCCCGCAAGGGGUGUUCAUAAAGGGAGACACUGUUUAUGUGGCUGACACAGAGAACCACCUCAUUAGAAAGAUCGACCUUUUAGAGGGAAAAGUUUCGACCUUAGCUGGAAUUGGAUUGCAAGGCACAGAUAAAGAAGGCGGUGCACCAGGAUCACAACAGCCAAUCAGCUCACCCUGGGAUGUUACCCUUGGCAACGCAGGUGGUGAUGUAUUGUGGAUAGCCAUGGCAGGAACGCAUCAGAUCUGGGCUCUCUUCCUGGAAGACGGGAAGCUUCCCAAAGGGAGCGAAAGCAAAAAAGGAACAUGUGUGCGCUUUGCGGGCAGUGGGAAUGAGGAGAAUAGAAAUAAUGCAUACCCUCAUAAAGCAGGUCUGGCCCAGCCAUCAGGCCUGGCUCUUGCUCCAAUGGAGCCCUGGGAGUGUCUCUUCAUUGCGGACAGUGAGAGCAGCACCAUUCGCAGCCUGUCACUAAAAGAUGGAGCAGUCAAACAUGUGGUGGGGGGAGAGAGAGACCCUCUGAACUUGUUUGCAUUUGGAGACGUUGAUGGUAAGGGUGUGGAUGCAAAGCUGCAGCAUCCUUUGGGAAUCUCCUGGGAUGAGGGCAGCAGCCUCCUCUAUGUGGCCGAUUCCUACAACCACAAGAUCAAAGUGGUGGAUCCAAAAACUAAGCACUGUAAGGUGUUGGCAGGCUCUGGAUAUGCGGGGAGUGGUCUUGGCCAGGGCUUCCUGGAGUCCAGCUUCAAUGAACCCGGAGGCUUGUGUGUGGGUGAUGGGGGAAAGCUGCUAUAUGUGGCAGACACCAAUAACCAUUGCAUCAAAGUCCUGGAUCUGGAGACCAAAACAGUCUCUUUGUUUCCUGUUGUAGAGGAGACACAGGUUGAUGCUAUCCUCAAAACCACUACCAAUGCUGUGGUCCCAAAAAAGAUUCCCAAGCUUCCCAGAUCAGCCCCAGUCCUUACCAUGCCAUCAAUCAAUGUGUCUUCAGGGCAAUCUGUUACUCUCUUACUGAAAUUGGCACUGCCGACUAGGACCAAACUGACUGAAGAAGCCCCUAGUUUCUGGAGCCUGUCUGCAGAAGGUAAUGAGUGGUUACUGGAAGGGCAAGAUGUGACUGGGAACAUCGGUGAUCUCUCCAAACCCAUCUCUGUCCUCUCGUCCAUCCCAGCAAUCCCUCUGGCCCCAGACCCAACGUUAACACUUGAUGCCUGGGUCUACUGCUGCCUUUGUGAUGGUGGGGCUUGUAUGAUGAAGGCAGUGUCCUUCAAACAGCCUUUUGUGAUUUGCUCUACACCCCAAGAAGGUUCUGUGACCGUUACGCUUGAACACAACUUUUAGAAUAGCCUUGCACCAUCUUCCAUGUUCUGAGAUUUGAGUAUGGAGAUUUAAAGGGAUAAUUCACCCAAAAUGAAAAUCUUGUCAUCAUUUACUCACCCUCAUGUUGUUCUGAACCUGUAUGACUUCCAAAAAGGUAAAUUUUUUUUUAAGAAUAUACUGGGCACUCUUUUCUAUAUAAUUAAAGUAAAUGAUGACUGUGUCUGUCAAGCUCCAAAUAGACCAAAAAACACCAUACAAGUAGUCUAUAUGACUUUUGUCAUAUUGUCAAAGUCUUCUAAAGUCAAAUUAUAUCUUUAUGUGAGGAACAGAUCCAAAUGUUAGUUUUUGUUUAUUCCAGUAGGCUAUUAACCACUGCAACCAGUGUAUUGAAUCAGUGAGUUUAACUUGGGAACCGGAUCAGUUUGAUUCAUGAACUGAUCAUCCUGAUUCAUUGAAAAUAUCCAACUCAAAAGAAUGAUUCAUUCACGACUCGGAUGUCAAAGGUAUGUGUCAAGGAAAGCUAUGGUGUGUGUCAGGAGUUUCAAAGAAAAAUUAAAAAUUUUGUUCCUUUCCGCACACAAAGUUAUAAUUUGUCUUCAGAAGACUUGGAAUAUUAUGCAUAAGUUGCAUGGACCACUUUUACUUCACUUUAUGAUGAUUUGUUUUGUCAUUUUCUGAGCUUCAAAGCCCCAGUCCCUGUUUGUUUUCGUUAAAUGAAAAAGGGUGGCCAGGAUGUGUUCCACAAAAUAAAAGUCAUACAGGUUUAGGGUGACGUAAUGGUUAGUUAAUGACAAACUUUUAUGAGUUAACUACUUUUAUCAUUAAAACCACACAUGCCCUCUGUCUAAUAAAUACUAUAAUAAUCAGACUCAAAUGCUCACAUCAUAUUCAUCACUCUAGUGAAGGAUUGAAGCUACUAAUUGUACAGAUCUAAGGCUUGUUCAACAGUAUAUGGAUCUGACUAUCAUCUUAACAAAUACUGAACUAAAUGACUCUUUCUAAUUGGCAAUAUUUUGUACCUGAACCGCUUUGGUUCUGCUGGGCUGAGUUCUGUUCUAUGUGUUUGUGUCUGGAGCUGUUUCACUUGAUUAAGCUUAUGUAAUGCCUUCGUUAAAUCUCCUGAUAUCAUAUCAGCCAUCUUCAUUCACUCACACACAUGCUUACACAAUAAUAUUAGAAAUAUUGUUGUAUAAAAUGUAGCCAGCUGCUCUGCCACCCCUUCACGGUUUGUUUGGCUAAUAUUGUUACACUUUCCCACUGUAUUUUUCCUCUUAACGGUAUGACAUAAUCUUGUAAAUGAGCAGUCUGACUUAAUGCUAUUUAAUGGGCAUUAUUCAUUAUUGUUUACCAGGCUAAAGUGCCUUUUAAAUGAGCAAUACACUUUCUAAGAAUGAAUUAUGUGUUGGAAAUCAAGCAGUGACAUUAAUUUAUGAAAUCAUGACCCAUGUACACUUAGACAUUAAAGUUUCUAAAAAAUAAAAGCUUCUCAGAAUGGUUAUGCAUUAACAAGGGAAAUUGCAAUGUAUUUCUGAAGCUGGCUGACACGUGAUCGAUAGUGUGCUCACUGAUCAUUAAUCAGACCACACAAUUGUUCUAGACUGUGCAGAAAUAGUCACUAAACAUUUGUUUUUAUUUUUAUGCUUGCUUUUCCUCUGGUGGCCUUAAGGUUCUUGCCCAUAAACUAUUUAAUAAAACUUAUAUGUAUAUUUC
Messenger RNA from Xyrauchen texanus (razorback sucker), 3850 nucleotides. RefSeq names its product NHL repeat containing 2 (gene nhlrc2). Lineage: Eukaryota; Metazoa; Chordata; Actinopteri; Cypriniformes; Catostomidae. Bases 5 to 2161 code for a protein of 718 amino acids. The transcript is spliced from 11 exons. Gene Ontology annotation, molecular function: protein binding. The record is from RefSeq and is a predicted model, not a curated record.